AUGGAAGGAGUGAAAGAGGAGCAGUGGCUCUCAGCUUUCUCGGCUCUUCCAGAGGCUGUAAAAUCAGCGAAGCAAGUUGAGACCGCGCUUGCUUCUACGUUUGCUCCUAGAUACGGUCCAGAUGGCACUCUGCGGUUGGCUCAUGGUGGAGGUGGGUUGGGGCGCACAGGAGGACGAUUUGGGGAGAGGAGCGGCAACCUUGGUGGCAGCGGUGGUGGCAGUGGUGGCGGUCGUGGGGAUGGUGGCGGAGACGGUGUCAGUGUCCCCAAGUUUGCUCUGCGCGGCAGUGGUACCAACCCCAGUAGUGCCAUGAGCAAUGGGAUUUGCAAUAGCAAUGUGAUGGUGGGAGCGCGUGGCACCGACAGUAGCCUUUUCAGCAGCACUGGCACCAACUCGGCGAGCAAGGCUGGGAAAAAGAGGAAAAGCCCAGAGCGCCCCACAGACUGCACUACAGCCGCUCACAUGCGGCAGCAGCACGCCAGGCAGACUUCCCGUGCCUGCUACAGCCGGAGCGCACUCGGGCUGGCCCGGGCCUCGUCUGCUCAGCCGAAGCCAGAGGGACCCCCUGCUGAAGGGGCUUCUAUCCCGGGCGCUGCCGUGGCUGCUGAUGCUCGUAUCAUGAGCACUACCAUAGUUGACCCUCAUAUCCCGGUGCCAGAUGCGAGGGCCAACCAGAGUGAUGUGCGGGAAAUCAUGCGCACAAAGGAGCGCGUCGACAUGACUUUAGAGUCGACUCAAAAGUCACCUCGGGAUGAGCGCAUGGUGAGGUAUGAGAGCGGGACCAACGGGCGCACAUGCGACGUGCACGACGAGUGGUGCACGGACGAUGUUUUGGAUGAUCCCAAGGGCCGUGAGCGCAGCGACAUGCAUGGCGAGUGUGGCACGGACGACGAGCGGUUGCCUCGAUGCCAGGACAUCCGGAAUGGUUCGGCGCCAAACCAGAGGAUCAAGAGCCGGAGCAUGGCGGAGCGGCGGAGGAGGGAGAGGAUCAGCGAGGGGCUGCAGAGGCUGAAGGCGAAGGUGAGGGGGCGAGGGGACACAUGUGCUAUGCUGGAUAGAGCAGUGAGAUAUGUAGAUGCAUUGGAGAGGAGAGUGAUGGAGUUAGAGCGGGUUGUGAUGGCGGCUGCUGGAUCUGGGAGGAACGUUUUCCCGGGCAAUGUGUUUGCUGGUGGUGCUUUUGCUGGUCGCUGUUUUGCCGGUAACGCUCUUGCUAACAAUGUUGCAGCGCUGACGUCGAUACCGGCUGCAUUGGCCUCGGUCCCGACUGGCCUUGGGAGUGACGGUGUUGCUAUCUGGCCUUGGGAGUGA
Molecule: messenger RNA, 1308 nt
Organism: Closterium sp. Yama58-4
Lineage: Eukaryota; Viridiplantae; Streptophyta; Zygnematophyceae; Desmidiales; Closteriaceae
Source: the annotation of a GenBank genome assembly